Messenger RNA from Peronospora matthiolae, 894 nucleotides. The record is from the annotation of a GenBank genome assembly. NCBI's taxonomy places the organism in Eukaryota, Oomycota, Peronosporomycetes, Peronosporales, Peronosporaceae.
AUGCGCGACCAAGGCAAGACGGCACGGACCCAUGGUGGAGCUGGUAGUGGGUUCCUUACUCGGCCGCGAGGCAUGUGGGAAUCCGACUACCGCUUCACAGUGGCCGCCCGCUUGAACCAGCUGGACACGCACAGUGUGCUCAAGCGUCGACGUCUCCGGGCGCACGACAAAUGCAGACACCCUGGAUGCUCGCGCUCGGAGACGUUGGCACAUGUGCUAAACCACUGUGCUGGCACGAUGGACGCUGUUCGUGGACGACACAAUGACGCUCUCAAGGUCAUCGAGCGGGCUCUACUUUCGAGGUCUGGUGGACAGACAGACCGGGUAGAGCUUCGCGUCAGCCAAACGGUGCCUGGACUUGCGGGACCAGCGCUGCGGCCAGAUCUACAGCUGUUCAACCACAGCAAGAAGACUGUGGCUGUGGUGGACCUGGCCGUAGCGUUCGAAGAACAAGCGAGUGCUGAUGCGAACAGCUCCGCGCUAGUGCGGGUGGCUGCCUUCAAGCGCACCAAGUACGACUGCGUCAAGCGCCAUCUCGAGCGUCAAGGUUGGACGGUACACCUUUCGGCGCUCGUUUAUGGCUCGCUUGGCGCUGUUGCCGGUGGUAACCUCGCGGUUUACACCGAGCAACUUGGUGUGCUGAAGGGCGAUGCGAAGCGGCUGGACAGGCAACUUUCUGCUGAGUGCAUUACGUCCAGCCGCCGCAUCUGGAACCUGCACUGCAGUACGCACCGCGCCCGUCAAGGCCAAGGUCAAGCUCACGAUCGCGGUCAAGCUGGAGUUCAAGUUCAAGCUGAGGUUCGCGACCAAGCUCGAGGACGCUCAAGACAUGAUGCAAGGGGCAGUCGGGUGACGGUGACCGGGGGGACUCCGUCACAUCAAGGCCGCCACUAA